AUGGAUAUCUAUGCACGUGUUCGGACAAGCAUAACGUCCUGGAAACACGAUACACCUCUUCCAACCGACCUAUCAGCAGAUCCAAAAUUCCAGUCCUGGCACCAGUUCGACCCCAACUCCAAUCAGUGGGAUCCAGUGAGCGCGAAUGAAACUGCAGAACCACCCCGCGCUGAUGAACUAUCAUCCGAUCUAGUUCUCUUGACAUGGAAUAUCGACGCAUUAUCCGAGGGGGCACAAGAACGCGUCACUGAAAUUCUCACAUUCAUCACCAACUUAGAUUCCAAUGUGGACGUAAUAUUCCUGCAAGAAGUCUCACAGCGGGGUUUGCGACUGAUUUUAAGCGACGAGCGUAUUCGUGAAUCGUGGUUCUCAAGUGAACAUGAGAACUCGCCGACAAGACAUUCCUUCACGACAAUGACGCUAGUAUCCAAAGCACGCUUUUCACGACCAGGCCCUGAAAUGAGCAGGUUUGCUCUAGGGCCUGUGUGGAGGGUGGCUUUCCCUAGUCAUUUUCGAAGAGAUGUACUAUUUUGUGAUCUCUUCGUUCCUUCACCUACAGACGCUUCUUCUACCACACGAGUACGGCUCGCAAACGUUCAUCUGGAUUCCCUGCCUAUCAAACCUUCUCACAGACCUCAGCAACUAUCCAUUGUCUCCUCUUUCCUGCGUAGCGCAGGCUGUGGGCUGAUUGCUGGUGACUUCAACCCGGUUCUUGAUGAAGAUGCCGUCCUCAUAGAGUCCAAUGGACUUACAGAUGCAUGGUUGGCCCUUCGUCCUGAAGAACCAGGGUAUACAUGGGGAGCGGAUGGGAAACAGCGAUUUCCGCCGAAUCGGAUGGAUAGAAUUGCGCUGCUUGGUCUUAAAGCGCGUGGAAUUGAAAUAUUGGAGGCUCAGCGAGUGGAGCUGAAUGGACAGGAGAACUCGCAAAGUGAGACGAAUAUUCCAGAGUCCCAGGAGACUGAGCCUAGAGGCAUACCCUGGAGCGAUCAUCAUGCUUUGCUUUGCUCUUUCGUACUUGAAGAGUGA
Messenger RNA from Penicillium concentricum, 1026 nucleotides. RefSeq names its product endonuclease/exonuclease/phosphatase family protein. Bases 1 to 1026 code for a protein of 341 amino acids. Lineage: Eukaryota; Fungi; Ascomycota; Eurotiomycetes; Eurotiales; Aspergillaceae. The record is from RefSeq and is a predicted model, not a curated record. Gene Ontology annotation, cellular component: PML body; cytoplasm. The transcript has a single exon. Gene Ontology annotation, molecular function: 5'-tyrosyl-DNA phosphodiesterase activity; single-stranded DNA binding. Gene Ontology annotation, biological process: double-strand break repair.